AUGCAACAUCAUACAUGGAUGAGAGUGGAGGUGCAAACUAAAGCACUCAUCUCACCACUCUUGGGUUUAUAGUUACAGCAUAUUAGCAUGGCUUGUAGAUUUCCUCUCCUUUGCAUUGUGCAUGUGUCACUCUCCUUUCUCACUGUCCAUGUUCUCUGUAUCUGUCUGUGUCAGUUGAUGCGGCGAAGCUGUAGGCAGGUGACCCUCUUGGUCGCCACGUCGCGUUACAGAAGCUCUAUCCCUGUGGCUCUGCCCUCACUACAAGCCAGGCUCCUCCUCUUCCUGAGCCAGCAUUUCCAUGACAUAGAGACUCUCCUCAACUGGAGCUCCUGGUUCAAAAACCGAGGUCUACGACAGAAGAAUUUGUAUGUGUAACAGGAAAACACACAGAUUAUUCUAGCUACAUGCAUUUCUAUCAGCACGCCACGGUCUAAGAUUGUGUAUGUAAUCAUCCGGUCCCAAAUCGUUCCCUAUCUCUCCUCCCCGGCCCUUACCCUUCAAUGUACUGUAAGGCGUUGGUAAGCAAAAUGGUGGACGCUCCAACGCUGAUUAUGCUAUCCAGACCCUUUAGAUCUGCAUGCAAUGAAGGGUUAGGGCUAAGGCGAAUGAUGUGUAGGGAGCGAAUUGGAACCGGCUGUCCCAACUCCAUAAACAUUGCUCUCAGCCCAACCCCUGUCUCUUUCCCCUCACAGUUUCUAUGGUUACACCCAGCAGAACUAUGGGGACAACAUUGCAGCUGCUUAUUACAUCCUCAGCCUGAAGGGAGGAUUCAGGUAACUGUUACGCCAUUUUGGGCUGCCCAUAACUGCCUGCUUAUGCAUGCCCCCUUUUUGACCUGUUGAUUAAUAUUGAUGUGCUUUCAGUGUUUUUUUGUCAUGCAUUUGGAUGUUUUUUUUUUUGUAUUUGCUGAUCACUUGUUGUUAGUGAUGACUAGUCUGUUGACCCUCCAGGUUUGCAGGGCAGUCAGAGUGGUUCCGAUCAGACAGAAGAGGGAAGUUAAACUGGGACUUCAUGAACCACCGGGACACCUCCAUAGAGGAAGUGGAUGUCAGCAACACACUCAUUAACUACACAGGCCUGGAAAACCUGGGUACAUACCACUUUAUUCAUGUCUGGGGGGUGGGGAUUUGUAUUUAUUUCACAAUGCAGGAUCAAUAAGCAAGUUACCCUUCCUAAAUAUUCAUGGAUAACUUUUGGUUCAUAUGAAUUUUUAUGUAUGUACUAUUUGCCAGUGGUUUUCAACCUGUUUUGCCGCAGGUUAUUAUUAAUUACUUUUUUUCAACAAUAAAUAACAGUCGGGAGUGUGGUCCUCUGUAGCUCAAUUGGUAGAGCAUGGCGCUUGUAACGCCAGGGUAGUGGGUUCGAUCCCUGGGACCACCCAUAUGUAAAAAUGUAUGAACGCAUGACUGUAAGUCGCUUUGGAUAAAAGCUUCUGCUAAAUGGCAUAUUAUAUUAUAUUAUAUUAAUGGUAUUAUACUCAAUUUUACAUUACUUUUCACAAUGCAAAUUGUUUCAAAAAAUAAUAAUAGGCCUUUAAUCUGUUAAUCUGUUACUGGCAUAGAGUACAUACAUAAAAAUACAUAUGAACCAAAAUGCUAAGUUAUCCAUGUCUAGUAUUCUCUCUGGUGUGCAAUCUGGUUUCCGCUCAGGUUAUGGAUGUGUCACUGCAACCUUAAAGGUCCUAAAAGAUGUCAUUUCAUCAUUUCAUCUCUUCAUUCAAAGACUCAAUCAUGAACACUCUUACUGACAGUUGUGGCUGCUUCGUGUGAUGUAUUGUUGUCUCUACCUUCUUGCCCUUUGUGCUGUCGUCUGUGCCCAAUAAUGUUUGUACCAUGUCUUGUGCUGCUACCAUGUUGUGCUGCUGCCAUGUUGUGUUGCUACCAUGUUGUUUUCAUGUUGGGUUGCUACCUUGCUGUGUUGUCGUGUUUGCUGCCAUGCUAUGUUGUCGUCUUAGGUCUCUCUUUACGUAGUCUUGUGUUGUCUCUCUUGUGAUGUGUGUUUGGUCCUAUAUUUAUAUUAAUUGUUUUUAUCCCAGCCCACGUCCCCGCAGGAGGCCUUUUGCCUUUUGGUAGGCCGUCAUUGUAUAUAAGAAUUUGUUCUUAACUGACUUGCCUAGUUAAAUAAAGGUUAAAUAAAAUAAAAAUACAAUAAAUUACUCUAUAUUUGACCGCCGGGAUUUUAUGUCAAAAAGUUAUGCGACUGUGGAUGGUGGUCUUGGAGCUUUCGGCAGUGAUUUGGUGGUCCCCGGAACGGAAAAGGUGGUGAACCACUGCUCUAUGCUGUAAAAUGUAACUCCUUUUUCUCUCUCUCUCAGUGGAACAGCGUGGGCUGCGUACUCUCUCUGUGAGUGGCUGCGCUGAGGUGGAUGACUGGUUCCUGUCCCGCCUCCAUAUCUUCCAGGACACCCUGGAGGAGCUGGACAUUUCCAACUGUCCCCAAAUCUCUGUGGGGGGCCUGGCUGCACUGCAGAAGCUGAGGUACACUCACCCACACUGAUGGGAAUGACCAAGACAGAGGCUUUUAAGCAAUUAGUAUUUUCUCGGUUCCUCACAUCCUAUCUCCUUGCUUCGUCCUUCAAAUGUAUUGGAGGAAAAAAAUGCUAUGUCCCUCCCAUGUGUUUUGAGAAGGUGAGGAGAGAGGACACAAGGAAUCGAGGGAAGAUUCAUUGAGAAAGAGACAGAAUCACUCAAAUGUCCAUGCAUCUCCUCAUGGCACUUGCCUUAGAUAUUUUUGCAUAUGUAAAUAUAGGAGUCAAUGGACUCUGUAACUUCACUAAUAGAUACAAACAUUCCUUCUCUUCCUCUUGUGUAUCAGGGGUCUGCGACGGCUGGACGUGUCCUCCCUCCCCAGGCUCCAGAACCCUGGGCUGGUCGCCAUCCUGCUGGAGGAGAUGCUUCCUCACUGCCGUGUUACCGCUGUCGGGUACGACCACAGCCUGACCUACAGCCCCACACAGACAGACGCCCAGACACGGAUAGACGCCCAGACACAGAUAAAGGCCCAGGCUGAGGCUGGACCUCAAAGACUGACUAGAGAAGUGGAGAGACACAAUCAAAGUCGGGCAUGGUGACAAAUGCACAUACAAGCAGUCCACUCUUAUUCGCCCUCGUUCUGUCUCUUUAACCAACACUCACACAGAAAAACGGGCAGGGAGGGAUGCCCAUUUAGUUUGUGAUGUAGAGCCUCACUGAUGAUUUAUAACUUUUUAUCAGAGAAGUGUUUUACUUACUUGUAGAGCAUCAUUGUCCUCCUUAAGCUAUCAAAAUUAUCUGUCCAAAAAUAUUUGCUUCAGAAAAUGUAUAUCAGAUGAUGGUACGGAUUAUUAUUAUGCAUUGUAUUGGUGAUGCAAUAAAAUAUUUAUUUGUAAA
Coregonus sp. 'balchen' is the source of this 3368-nucleotide messenger RNA. Lineage: Eukaryota; Metazoa; Chordata; Actinopteri; Salmoniformes; Salmonidae. The record is from the annotation of a GenBank genome assembly.